This is a messenger RNA of Oikopleura dioica, 474 nucleotides long. The record is from the annotation of a GenBank genome assembly. Lineage: Eukaryota; Metazoa; Chordata; Appendicularia; Copelata; Oikopleuridae.
AUGCAUCAGUGUACGGCUAAGUUUGGUCAAGAAAAUCCUGAGUACUGGUUUAUUUUUUGCUGCUUUACGACUGUUUGUCCCCUUAUCUUUGCCAUUCUCGCCUACAUAACUGCAAUUUACUCGGAUGAACGCCCCGCUAGAAGUCUCGAGGACAACAAGUACAGACGAUAUGAAUCUGUGACCUGCAAAUUCCACAAUAAAUCAUGCUACGAGCGAGAAGGAUAUCCAUUUUAUCAACGAACAAUGACGAGGAAAACGAAAGAAACAGACAAUGGGCGAUCUUUGUUUAUCCAACCAAACAUCAACAGCAAAAAAGAAAAUUGCUCAAAAAGCCAGUUCUCCGCUAGCCUACGAUCUCGAGCCUCAGAGGGCGCUAGAACUCCGAUUCAAGAAUCUGCUGACCGAAGAAGCUACGUCAUUUCAUCCAAGGGCAUUAACAAUAGUUCUGAUUCUAGCUCUUCAAUUUCUGUUUGA